CGUGACGUGUUUCCGGUGUUUGUCGGUCGGUCAGUCAGUCAGUCCUUCGUUCCUUUGCGAGCUUUCCAGUUGUUGGGGGGUUGUGUGCGCGUUUCUACCGUGAAAGGCCGGGGGUGGGGAAUAAAGGUCAUCUUAAGGGGAAGUGCCCCCCACCCCCCCGAGGGGAGAGAAACAGAUUAAAGCAACGGUCGAAGGGAAACGCACCUCAGAGGAGCAACGGAGCAGCAAGAAAGCGGACCGAGUAGGGGCAGCGAUUGUAAGCGGACCGUGUAGGGUGAAGGGUGGGAGCCCGCGAACGCCGGAGGCAACCGGAGGGGGGGGGUGUGUUGGCGGCAAUGGAGAGCAAACUGGCGCCCAAUGGAGACAUCUACAGCACCGUCAACGGCUUCAUGGAGAAGGCCCACUCUGAGGGCAAGGUGGCGGCGAGGAAGAACGGCUUCGUGAAACCCGCUUUCGCCCAGAACGGGAAGAUUCUUCAUGUUGCACAAAAUGGUGGACUGUACAAGAAGCCAUUUAAUCAGUCUUUUGAGGAAACACCUAUGCUUGUUGCUGUGUUGACGUAUAUGGGUUAUGGAAUCCUUACACUUUUUGGAUAUCUCAGGGAUUUUCUUCGGGAGUGGAAGAUUGAAAAAUGUCAUCAUGCUACUGAACGUGAAGAGCAAAAGGAUUUUGUACCAUUGUACCAAGACUUUGAAAAUUUCUACACCAGAAACCUGUACAUGAGGAUUCGAGACAGCUGGAACCGGCCUAUCUGCAGUGUCCCUGGGGCAAAGUUCGAUGUAAUGGAGAGGGUUUCUCAUGACUACAACUGGACAUUCAAGUUUACUGGCACCGUCAUCAAAGAUGUCCUCAAUAUGGGUUCUUACAACUACCUGGGCUUUGCAGAAAGCCAGGGUUUCUGUGCAAAUGCAGCAACUAAAGCAACUAUCCAGUAUGGAGUUGGGGUUUGUAGUUCACGGCAAGAAAUUGGUAACUUAGACAAACAUGAAGAGCUAGAAAAGUUAGUGGCUCGAUUCUUGGGAGUUGAAGCAGCCAUGGCUUUUGGAAUGGGCUUUGCAACAAACUCUAUGAAUAUUCCUGCUCUUGUUGGCAAGGGUUGUCUAAUUUUGAGUGAUGAGCUAAACCAUGCCUCCUUGGUGCUUGGAGCCAGACUUUCAGGUGCAACCAUCAGAGUUUUCAAGCACAACAAUAUGCAGAGCUUGGAUAAAUUGUUGAAAGACGCUAUUGUGCAUGGGCAGCCACGGACUCGCAGACCAUGGAAAAAGAUUCUCAUUGUGGUAGAGGGAAUUUACAGUAUGGAGGGUUCCAUUGUCCGUUUACCUGAGAUAGUGGCAUUAAAGAAAAAAUACAAGGCUUAUCUGUACCUGGAUGAGGCUCACAGCAUCGGGGCUCUAGGACCCUCAGGUCGAGGUGUGGUGGAAUAUUUUGACCUCAGUCCUGAGGAUGUGGAUGUCAUGAUGGGAACCUUCACUAAGAGUUUUGGUGCAGCUGGCGGAUACAUAGGUGGCAAAAAGGCACUCGUAGACUACCUUCGCUCACAUUCUCACAGUACAGUGUAUGCUACCUCAAUGUCUGCACCUAUUGCAGAGCAAAUCAUUGCAUCCAUGAAAUGCAUCAUGGGCGAAGACGGCACAACACUUGGUCAAACCCGGGUUCAACAGCUGGCGGAGAACACUCGGUACUUCAGAAGAAGACUGAAGGAAAUGGGAUUCAUUAUCUAUGGAAAUGAUGAUUCACCAGUUGUGCCUUUGAUGCUGUACAUGCCAGCCAAAAUUGGUGCUUUUGGGCGAGAAAUGCUGAAGAGAAAUGUUGGCGUUGUGGUGGUUGGUUUUCCCGCUACUCCAAUCAUUGAAUCCCGAGCCAGGUUUUGUGUAUCUGCUGCUCACACCAGAGAGAUGCUGGAUACAGCUUUAAAAGUAAUCGGAGAAGUUGGUGAUCUCCUGCAGUUGAAAUACUCACGGCACAAAUUGGACCCUUUACUUGACUGUCCCUUCGAUGAAACCGUGAAUGAAGAAAACAAAGACUGACCUCUGCCCCCAUUGGGCAAAUGUUUGCAAGUCCAAAUCUCUCCUUUCAGUUAGCUACCACUCUGCUUCUUUAUGCUUCAAAUCUUCAGACCUAUUUAUAUUUUUUUAAAACCCAAGUUGAACUUGAAGGUGUUGAAUGAGUGCUCAUUCACUAAAGCCAUUUUGUGUUUCAUUACCUGGAGCUAUACACAGCUUUUCGGCAUUUCCAUUAUUUACUGAGAAAUCAAAAAAAUUGCGUUUGCAUCUCCUGAAAGAGUUUCUCCCCUGAAACCCUGUCCACAAUAAGCUACUAUACAAGUAUAAUCAGUUUAUUGGCAAGGUGGAGCCACUGCUCACAAGCAUGAAACCUCUGAAUCUUUUUUGAAUGGUUUAAGUAACUUCUCACUUUACAUAUGUACCACAUUCCUCUUUCCUCCCUCCACACACGACUUUGUUUCUUCUUAACAUACUUCCUAACUAUGCUGGUCUUGAUCUUUCUUAUAAGUGACACAAUAAGAAUCUUCAGAAAGGUAAGGUGGGACUGUGGUUUUAAUAAGCAGUUUGAAAUAACUUGCAAUGAUCCAAUUCAUUUUUUUUUGUUCACAUGCAAUCAGACCAAUUAAGAGUUCCUGAGGCGAAAGCUGAUGUUGGCGAGCCCAGAAUUGCCAAUUAACUAAUUGCUGAAAAUAGUACUGAUUAUAUGUGUGAAAUUUUGUUUAGGUUACUUUUACCUCCUUUCAGUGAUGGUGCUCCCUCCCCUCAACAUCACAAAAGCUUUAAUUUAUAAAAUUAGAUCCACUUUACAUGCAAUAUAGCAUUCAAAGCAGUACAGUUGGGUAAAACUGUCAAUAGAAGGUCAUGCUGGAUAAGUUUUAAUCUGAAAUGAAAUGUUGCAAGAAAAUGUGUGUUGAAAGCCGGACGAAAUCUUUAGGAAAUUAGGGUUUAGUUUAUAAUCUGUUUUGGAAAUUUUAUUUAGAGAUGGUGGUAACUUAAUUUGACCAUACAUUUUUUAAAAAUCUCACCCAAAAUUGAAACAUCAGGUCACCACUCUUGUCCUGAACUGUAUAACCUGAGACCCCAAAUAAUGCAGCAAAACAAUUUCCUCAUCUUCCUCCUCACCACUCCCGAGAAGAUUUAUUUCACUAGUAACCACUGAUAAGUGAGAAUACCUUUACCUGGAACAGAAGAGGAUUUCUGCUGCAUGUGUAAAAUAAGUAUUUUACAGGCAUUCCCUUCGGUCUGUAUCCAUUAUGAAAAAUGAUGCACUUGACCUUCAUUCAUUGUUGCAUAGCCUGACUUAUAGGGAAUUGAUACAUUUACUUCACUGUCAGUUAGUAGUUUGAAUAUUUGUGUUUUUGCAUCUGAUUUUACUGUGGGGAAGGAGGAUUGUUACAAUUUCAACAUUUUUUCCUAUACAAGAUAUUGAUGAGUGAAGAUGAAGUUUUUUUUUAAAAAAAUUGACAGUGCUCCAUGCUUCAGAUCUUGUCUAUUGUUAGUUUGAUCAUUGCUGAGGGCUAGCACUGAAAAUUGAGGUCAUGUGUUUACAAAUGGCAUUGCAAUGUUGGAAGGUGUUUUUGCACAUAGCUCUAUGACUAUCUUAAAUUCUUUCAGAUUUGAAGUAAUUGGCUGCAGUGGUAUGAUUUCUUUACAAAUGUAGAUAUUGCCAUAAAUGCCUGACAGGUAGACAAUUAUUAUACCUGCAGAAUUCCUCAAUGUAUUUGCUGAAGGGAAUACACUGUUGCAUGUUUCUAAGUGCUAGCCACUGGUUUAACCUGAGAGAGAUUGUGGAGGAAGAGAGGAUAGGAGAAGUGCUGGAGUGCAGGGCUUCAGAAGUGCCCUCCAAUGUUGAAUGCACUGAGAAAACCUCUCGUUUCUGUAUUGUGUAUUUAGUUGCCAGACCUCUGAGUCAUGGUCCUUAUUUUUCUAUUUAUAAUAGGUGGAUUCCCAGUAAAUUGAUUAUUAAAUGUACUGUGUGGUCAGUGUGAUGCUAAUACUGUAUUGUGUCCGGUGAACCCCUCCUGAAACACAUGGAUUUUGGGUGAGGACAGGAUCAUGCAACCCACUCACCUCAAAAUUCACUUGUGUGUGUUGAGGGUUGGUGAUUUGGGUGAGGUACCAGAGGGCACCUGUUGCCUGUGAAAUUAAACCCCAUUAUAGUUUGUCUGUGCUUUAGAAUAGAAAAGAACUAGAGGAGAAUAGAGGGGGAAAUUGAGUCGAAAGAUUUGUCACAUGGUUGGCUGGGCCAGGGUGGGGAGCAAAAAUGAUUUUGCAACCCUUUAACCUCCCACCUCAAAUUUGAAUUGAAUGAACAGUAUUUCACUUGCCUUCAUGAGGAAAAGGCUUGUGAAUCCUCACAGCACCAGAUCCAAUACCAUUGUGUUCUUUUUUAUUUCAGAUUACUAAUUUGAAAUCACUCCAUUGACAUUAUUUUUCUAACUCCAGUUCGAGCAUAUUUAUAAAUCUCACUUACUCAAGUUUAAGGGAUGAGAAACCAUAUGAAUCACUAACUUUUUAUACUAACAUGUGCAAUCCAGAAUUGAUUUAUUUUGAGUUGGGUUCUUUUUCUGCUUAAAUUGAUUUAAGCGGCGGAUCAUUGUAAGCAAAUGCAGCUUUAGUUUCUCUGGAGAAGUAUUCACUUUUUUUUUAAAGGAGAAAAGAUUUAAUAUCAUUGUACUGUUUAAAAUGUAGUUUGUGUCAUCUAUGUUUCAAGCUGCAUUCAUGGGCUGUCACUUAUGCAGCUUAUGUGAUAUAUUCAAUUAGUUAAAUUAAUUACACAAUUGUGUCCUCAUAGUUUUGCCAUUCCAGAUUAAUAUUGUCUCUAUUCCUUUGGAGGGCAUGCAGUUAUGAUUAUGAUACUUUUAAAAUUCUGCUUGUGCUUUUUUCUCCAUUAGUUUUGCCCUGAGUAUUAUUAUAGAGUCAAUUAUUUUGUUUUCUAGCUGCCUUCUUUGCAAGUUAAGUCCUAUGAGUUUUCUCUGUCUUCUCCCAAUACAAUAUGAACUUCUGAUGCACUUUUUUAUUUUUCAACAAUACCUUCUCCACUUUAUUUUGUCUGCUGUCAUUUGGUUAGCUUUUGCACAAUGGAGCAGGUUUUUUUCUCCUCUUGCAUUUGGAAAUGCAGAAAUAUCACUGCUUUCAGUGAAGUUUGCUGUUAAGCAUAAAACUGCCAUUGACAAGUUGAUUUGAAAUGUAAUGUCCAGUUGACGUGCAUGAAGGAGAAAUCUGUUCACAAUUGCUCAUCUGCACUGAAGCUUUCCACUUGAUCUUGACUGUUUAUAAGCUGUCUGCAUCAUAUAAGAUGUGAUUGCUUAUUAAUUGGAGGGGAAUGGUUCUGGGUGAGUUGCGCUUCGGCGGGGUCGGUGUGGGCUUGUUGGGCCGAAGGGCCUGUUUCCACACUAAGUAAUCUAAUCUAAUUGUCUUUUUUAAGAUUAAGCCACAGGCAUGUCUUUUCUGUUUAAACACAUUAAACACAUCAAUUGAGCACUCCUAUGAAAGUCAGCUUGUCACUAUGGUGUAGAGUAGGUUCCCUAUGCAAAAUAUUCUUUCACAAGGAAAUGGCAAUGGUUCAGGAAACAACAAAAUGCUGGAAGAACAUUUAUUAGCCACCUUCAACUUCACUGACCAUAGUUUUCUACAGACUAUGGUCAUUCUGUCAUCUCCACUUCGGCAUGAAAUUUGCUAUGCCAACACCUGGAAAAUGCUGUCAGAGGGUAUGCUAGGAGAAAGAACAUUUCCUAAGUAGUCAAUCAGAGCAGCCAGUUUAAGGAAAUUGUUCCUGACUGAGCAUUCGAAGAGUAUAAUUUCCAGGUAGUUCCAAAAACGCUCUGAACAAAUGCAAGCUGUAGGAAGAAAAAUCCUCCUGCUGUAACUUGUUUCUGUCUUUAAACCAGGUUUUUUUUUGCUGUAAUCCUGGCUAACUCAAUCUCAAUAAUUUCAUGGAAAACUACAGUGGGGGGUAAUCUGUUGGAGAUUUGGGAGGGGUACUGCAGCAUUCUCCCAUGUUGCACAUCUGUAUAAAAACAAGCUUUCAUUUUAUCAUAACCUUUAAUCCUUAUGAUAUAUUGACAUAUUAUGAAGUAUAAUUUGCAAACCUCACAAUACAUUUUGAAAAUUGUGUUGAAAACAAUCUUUUCACUAUGAUGUUUUAUAUUUGUACAUUCAUACAUCUAUCAGUGGUCAUCAAUCUAGCUUUAACUUUAAGAUUACUUUUUUUUCUUGUUCUGUGAAUUUUAAGCUCACAAGUGCAGUUAUUUUUAGCUGUGUGAUCAGGAUGCUGCCAAUUGUAGACAAGUCAGUGGUUAUAUUUAUCCAACUGAUGGUCAAGGCAGUUAUGAAAGACCAUACAAGAGAACCUUACAUAAGCCUAUGGCAUGUUGGAGCUAUGCAGACUUUUUUUAAUGUUUGUUUUUUUAAAAGAAAAGUAACUUUCCUUGGUGGGGAAAUGUGUUUUUUUUUUAAAUUGGAUAAUUUGGUGGAAGCUGAUUAACAUAUGAUGGGUAUGUGUACAGCACCUUCUGUGUGCACACAGGCUCCAAAAGUGCACCUUUUAUUUAUCUCCUGAAGAUGCACCUUUUAGGGCGAUAGCGCGCACUCCAGUCUCAACCAUGCCGUCAUGAAAGGGAAGAGAAAAAGCAUUUUGUGCCCACUUUGUGUUGGCCACCUCAUGUCUAAUUUCUCUGCCAACGAAUGGCAAUGGUUUUGAGAUAUCCACUGAUGGGAUGGCACUUAUCAGGAAAUUGUUUUGAAAAUUUCAGUCUGCUGGUUUAUCAGUGCAGCUAGAGCAUCUUGUUAAUGUAUUCAAUCUAGUUUCAAACUGCCACCUUUUGAAACAACAGCUGUAAACUGUCUACUCAGGCUCUGGCAGCAGAGGCCUGCUGUACCACCUACUGCGAGGAAAUCUCAGUCAAUCAUUUUUCUCACAGGUGUUUUUGCUCACUUGCACUAAAAAACAAUGACUGUUCAAUUUUAAGAAUUAAACAAUGUUUCCCAUUAGCUGUUUAUGUAUUGUCUUCUCUUAAACUGUUUCAAGGAAAAUAAUGACUAUUUUGAAUAACAUCUUAAUGCCAAUAGAUAAGGAUUGUACAGGUUUGCACACUUCAGGCAUGAAAAGACUUCUCAAACUUCCUUAAAGUGCUUGUUGCAGGGAAGACCAAGAAGGGCACUGAAAUGGUGUGUGAUCAGAGGUGGUAAAUAAAUGCUGGAUACAUAGUGGAAGUAUCAAGUGUGAACUGCAGUGGUGCCUUGUUAAGUAGCAUAUUGUUGAGUUUUACUUAGAUUGUGAACUGGGACAUUAGAAGAGGACGAGAAAAAAUUGAAUGCAAGUUUUCUUUUGUUGAACUGUACCAUGUUAGAUACCGAACAUACUCUGAUAGACAUAUCUACUCCAUGAUUUAAUUUAGUGUUGGAUUUAAAAGGUUGAUGCUCACUUGUGGCAUUACACGUUGAUGUUUGGACAGUGUUGACUGUAGUUAUGCAAGCCAGUUAUGUGUCACAGGAAUGUCUGGUAACCUCUUCCCGUGUUCUGGUGUUGCUAAAGUAAGGCAUGUAAAGUAUUUCUGAUAGGACCAGAUAAAUACCAAUGUUGAUUUUGCUGCUAGCAGAGCAGUAUUUUACCCAUUUGCAGAGGUAGGGAGGAUUGUUGUAACUUUUGUUCCGUUUGCUUUCCUGUUGAAAAACAUGAUGGACAUUUCCAAAAUGCAAUUUAAAAACCUAAAGCUGUACAGCCUUGGAAUUCUAAUUUUUGCCAAUGUUGAUGCCAACGAUUCUCUCUGGAUUCUAAUCUCUCAUCUUGAUUUGUCAUUUUGUGCUGUGGUAGAUAUUGUUGAGCUAUAGAUGCAGCAUCACAUUUUAAGAAAUGUUUGAACGUAUUGCAAGAAAUCAAAACCCCCAUUUGAUAAAGCAGCUUUAUAUUCUGUGAACAUUCUAAAAUCAAAGGCAGAACCAUCUUUUUUUUUCAAAUACAUUCUUGCUGCACACUUUAUAUUAAGCAUCAUAAUAACUUUGGCUUCAGAUUAGGAAUGAUUUUGUUUGUCGAUUAAAUCAAGGCUAAGGAAAGAGUUCUUGGUGUGUUCUGAAAAUGAUAAGGCACAAAUCUCUGAACCAAUGUGCAGCCAGCCAAAUACAACCAUGUUCAUGACACUUGAUUUAAGGUUAAAAUGGUGUCUAUUACUUCCUGUUUUGAAAAAUGUGUAAAAUGAGAUUGUAGGUCCUCUUGCUUUUUCUGUUUUUCUCAGUGAUUUGUUUAACGAUGACUUAAUGGCUUUGUGUACGAAUUUUAACCUGGAAUGACUGUUGCAUUGAUAUUUAGAGACAAAAGUCUCUAAGUUAUGUCUAGAAUACAAGAAAAUCCAAUAUUGAGAAUUUGGAAAUCCUUGUUAGCGACUUGAUUUGCUAGCGACUUGAUCACUUUAUUUGUUGCAGGAGAAGGAGGAACAGUAGGAAGAAAUGAAGUUUGCUUUUACCCUUAAAUUCUGUCUGCCUCUGCAAAUUUCAGCAAACAAAUAUUGGUUUGCUUUUCACAUUUGAAUGAUCUCGGUCCCAUUUGUGGAAUACCAGUUGCAGUGUAUUAUAAAUGUGAUUAAUAUCCCUUACUGUUUCUGUACAUAUCCUGUUCUUUUGUACAUGAGAUGUUAUAAAUGUACUUUUUUGAUGGGACUCAAUGCAGUAAUGUUUUAUAUUGGAACCUUCCUUGCCUUUUACCUUGAAUGUGAUUUUACAUAUAUCAUUGGUUUAUGAAAGUGUAAUUUAUUCAUGCAUUAUUUUGGAAAUAUGGUGCAUGUUGAAAACACUGGAGAAUCGAUAACUGCUUGAAAAAUGUCAACUGAAAUGUAUAAUGUUCUAAAUAAAAACUUUCAAUAUA
This is a messenger RNA of Chiloscyllium plagiosum (whitespotted bambooshark), 8862 nucleotides long. RefSeq names its product serine palmitoyltransferase, long chain base subunit 2a (gene sptlc2a). Gene Ontology annotation, molecular function: pyridoxal phosphate binding; serine C-palmitoyltransferase activity. Lineage: Eukaryota; Metazoa; Chordata; Chondrichthyes; Orectolobiformes; Hemiscylliidae. Gene Ontology annotation, cellular component: serine palmitoyltransferase complex. Gene Ontology annotation, biological process: sphingosine biosynthetic process; ceramide biosynthetic process. The record is from RefSeq and is a predicted model, not a curated record.